AUGAGUAUUCGACGGAAGAGUACACUUUCCCCGGCUUCACGUCCUUCAGCAAUUUCAAUUUAUUCAGCAACAUUAGAUUUGAACGAUGAAUAUACUGCUGAUGGAUUCUCCCGAUAUUGUCCCAUCUUUCGUAUUCAUAAAGCGGACGUCUAUCACGUUCUUGAGAGGCAAGAGGGCAGACGUACACUCAUCUAUCACUUAUUUGUCUUUGCUUUAACAUUAAUAUCCCUGGUUUUUGGUUCAAUCUCAACCAUUGUCGAAUGGCGAACAAAAUUAAGCACACCGUUGUACUAUGGUGAACUGUUUCUUUGCAUAUUCUUCACCUACGAACUUGUAUUACGCAUAUGGGCAGCAGGUUGUCUCGCUAUGUAUAGAACAUGGGUGGGUCGUUUGGUAUUUGUCACUCAACCAGUAAUUGUGCUCGAUAUAUUGACACUUUGUGGUUUCGGAUACUUGUUGGCCACUGGUUUAACAACAGGUGAAUUUUCUCGCUUUGCAUUAGAUUACUUGCCACCAUUACAGAUGAUUCGCUUCUUACGUGUUGAUCGUCAAUUGACGUCGUGGCGAAUCCUAAAGGAAAUCUGUUUAAAACAUCGUCAAGAACUAACGGUUACCAUUGUUAUCGGUUUCAUGUUUCUGAUCAUCGGCGCCUAUCUUGUGUUCAUCUCUGAAAAGCCAAUGGAUGCUAGUUCAUACACAGGAGGAUAUAAGUCCAUGGCCGAUUCCAUGUGGUUCUCAAUCAUAACAAUGACAACUAUUGGAUUCGGUGAUAUCUAUCCCACAACUUUCAUUGCUAAAAUGAUAACAACAACAAUUUGCUAUCUCGGUGUUGCAUUUUGGUGUCUACCAGCGGGUAUAAUUGGCAGUGGUUUGGCGAUCAAAGUACAGGAGCAAAAGCGUGAUGAAGCAUUGAACCGUCUCGUACCAGCUGCUGCAAGUCUUAUACGGAAUUGGUGGCGAUUUCGAUGUGCUCAGCAAGGUGAUCGUUUUGUUGCCACAUGGAAAAUCUACACAUUAAUGCAACGACGUGUCAAUGAACUCAUACCACCAAGCUCCGCACCACCAUUCCAUCGAUACACAUCUAGUCAAACACGCGAAAAGAACCCAUUCCGAACUAAUCCACUAACAACACCGAUUCCAAGUCAAAUUCGUCGAAAAUCAAUCACGUCGAUCGAAGAUCUACCAAAACGUUAUGUAACAGCAAUAAAAAUCCUUCGAUUGCUCAAGUAUUCUUCCGCACGCAAGAAGUUUCAACAAGCCAAACAGCCCAUUGACCUGAAAGAAGUGGUCACUGAAAACACUCAAAUGAAUAAUCGUCUAUCAAUCAUGCUCAACGAUAUUCACCGACGUCUCGACUUGACUUUGGGCACCACUAAGCCCGCCUCAUAUCUCCCCGACGAACAAAAACGUCAAUUAAGUUUAAGUGCACGGAUUGAAACCAUCGAACAACUAACCAACAGAUUCGAAUCAAAAUUAGAUUAUCUAGAACAACUAGCGUUAACUUUGAAAGCGCCAUUCAGUUUCUCAUUGACAAUACUUGAAAUGAUCACUAACGAUGAUGAAUUAAUGGAAAAACGUCUUGAACUAAGACAAAAACUGAAAAGUCAGUUAUUAACCUUGCCAUCAUCGUCUCACGUUUUCAAUUCAUUGAAUACUUUCAUACCAAACUCAAGAGAUCUCGACUUUCUCGAACAUCAAGGUCUAGACUGUGUUAUAAAUUAUCUGAGAAACAAUAUCCAUCCGACAGAAUUGACUCAACAAAUGCCGCAAAUUUGUUUCAACUGUGGUAUAGACUCAACGGUCAAUUGGUGGUAUUCACUUGUCGACAAUGGGCAGAUGAUUUGUCUAUGUGAUCAUUGUGAACAAAUUCGAAUGAGAAAUUUUAUUAGAGAACAGCACCGUCAGUCGAUGAAGUCUGCAUUUUUACAAGCGAAAGAACGCGAACGUCAUUUGGAAAUAAAUUAUCACCAACGAAAGAAUCUAUAA
Molecule: messenger RNA, 1986 nt
Organism: Adineta ricciae
Lineage: Eukaryota; Metazoa; Rotifera; Eurotatoria; Adinetida; Adinetidae
Source: the annotation of a GenBank genome assembly